AUGUCAUGGGCUUCCCUUUUGGGUAGCGGCUCCACGAAACAAAGCCAGCUCUACAUCUGGGCCGCCUGGCACAAGUCAUUCUCCAAAGAGACGAAUGAUGACCUCUGGAGUCUUUUACUCUGGUCUUUCGAAUCGUUGUGGUCCGGCGUUUUCCCGAAAAAAGACUGGCGAGGAUAUGAUUUCGAUCCCCACAGUCCCGAGGGACAGCGAGCUGGCCAAUACCUCGCGGACGGCUAUAGAGCUGUCUUGGUGGCAAGCUGUGGAGACCUGGACUACAUGGCACAGUUCCAGGGCCUUCCCCGGUGGAAUUCCAAUUCCCCUUGUUGCUUGUGCCAGUGCCAGAAAAAAGGAGACCGCAGCUGGCACUGCUUUGCGGCCGAUGCCGCAUGGAGGACAACUCUGUGGACCCCUGCUGCUUGGAAAGCAUGGCCGAGCCGAAGCACGAACAAGAUGUUCCAGAAGGACCUCUACUCUGUGCUCGUGGUCCAUUUUGACCUGAUGCAUUGCCGGUACCUUGGCUAUCUCCAGCAGCUGUAUGGGUCGGUUUUUUGGGUCCUCUGUGAGGAGACGAUGCAGGGGAGUCCAAGCGACAAUCUGCAUGAACUCUGGAACUUUCUGAAGACAUACCAAUCCACCCACAAGGUGCACAGCCCGUACUCCCAGAGGCUGAACAAGGUCAGCAUGUACAAGAAGAAGACCGACUAUCCGAAGCUUCGUGGAAAAGCGGCGGAGAUCAAGGACAUGGCAGCAGCCGUGCGGGCAAUGUGGGCUCAUUUUGGUGUUCCUGGUCAGGACUUCCAAGAGAUUGGGUUACUCCUGGAUUUGACAUGCAAGUUCGAGGAGAUACUGGAGUAA
Messenger RNA from Symbiodinium sp. CCMP2592, 855 nucleotides. NCBI's taxonomy places the organism in Eukaryota, Dinophyceae, Suessiales, Symbiodiniaceae. The record is from the annotation of a GenBank genome assembly.